GAAAGUAGCAUUCAAUCUAAUCAUAUUUAAUAAACUUACCUGUAAUGUUUUAAAAUAGACUCUACCUGUAUGAAUUAACGCAGCAACUUCAAAGGAUAUAUAGUCAGAAACUUUUUGCUCCAAAAGAAAUGUCUGCAGACGAAGAUAUAUGGCAGCCCUGUAUUCAUCAAAUUCAAGGCACUGGGAAAGAGCGGCGAAUAACUAUAAGUUUGAGUGAAACUUUACAAAAGUUAGAAGUUGAGAAAGUAGCCUUAAGUAUAAGUGGAUUUCGUUACUGCUCUGAUUUUUACAGAACAUUGUUAACCGUUGGGCUGAACAAAAUCAGUGGAACAUCACAGAAACAAGUUUUUAUAGCCAUUGAAAAGAUGCUAUUUGAAGCGUUAUCUUCUGAAACAAAUCUUAUUUGUGUGCGUAAACUGCUGAGGACUGCAUUGUCAUCCUUGGAAAAGGGAGAGAGGAAUAGAAUUGGUAGUAAACGGUUGUGGAACAAACAUAAGGAGACAGUUAGCAAUCUGUUAUGUCGAUUGGACAUGCACGAAAUAAAACCGAGAGAAGAAGAUGGUAAGCCAAUGUUUCUAGAUCUACCAAAGGAAUGCAUUUACAACAUUAUUUCCAAACUGUCAAAUCCUAAAGACAUACUUAACCUUGGACAAGCUUGUAGCUAUCUCAAUGUCAUAUGUCAAGAUUCGUUACUAUGGCAACAGUUAUGCUUCCUUCAUUUUUCGGAAAAACAAGUUGCUUCACUUAUUACCGACGACUUGGAUUACAGUGACACUGACUGGACACAUAUGUUUCAUUUAUGUAAAAGGCAAUUCAAAUUAACAUUUACGGAGGUAUAUGGAGACGAGGUUGUUCUGUGUGAUAACUGUAGGAAGUUAUAUUGGAGGAUACAAGGACAUCAAUGUUUCAAUCCAGAUAUGGCUCCAUCAAAGUCUUCAAUAACACCUGAACAAUUUGUCAAUAUGUUCAAACUAUGAUGUAUUUAAAUAGACACAUCUGGUUUUUACAUGAGUGAAUAUGGUUUUUUUACAACAAACUAUUCACAUGUAGUUAAAACAGACUAUCUGUAAUGUUGAAAUGGAAAGCAAUAAUUCUCCAUGAGAUCUGCACUUUGAUAGAGGAGUGAUAAUCAGUGCUU
Mytilus trossulus (common blue mussel) is the source of this 1138-nucleotide messenger RNA. Its product is annotated as F-box only protein 32-like. The transcript has 8 exons. Gene Ontology annotation, cellular component: nucleus; SCF ubiquitin ligase complex; cytoplasm. Gene Ontology annotation, molecular function: protein binding. Gene Ontology annotation, biological process: protein ubiquitination. Bases 129 to 977 code for a protein of 282 amino acids. The record is from RefSeq and is a predicted model, not a curated record. NCBI's taxonomy places the organism in Eukaryota, Metazoa, Mollusca, Bivalvia, Mytilida, Mytilidae.